This is a messenger RNA of Laccaria bicolor S238N-H82, 183 nucleotides long. RefSeq lists its product as uncharacterized. The record is from RefSeq and is a predicted model, not a curated record. The coding region runs from base 1 to 183 and encodes 60 amino acids. Lineage: Eukaryota; Fungi; Basidiomycota; Agaricomycetes; Agaricales; Hydnangiaceae. The transcript is spliced from 2 exons.
AUGGUUGAUCAUGUGGUUGUUCUCAGCUCCUACCUCUCACCACCUCCCUCUCGACUCAACGGACAUGCCAAAAUUGCAUCAAAAAGGGCCCCCAGCCACUUGCAUUCCUUGCCAGCAGCCACCAAGUCUCUCCUCUCCAACAAGGGAUGUAGGUUGCUUUUUUGCAUCACUGAAGGGUUCUAG